GGAUUAUUCUCCAAGAUCUGAAACAUUGCGAAAAGCAUACACGCUUUGUGACGAAGGAUAGGAGACCACGUCACAUCAGCUGUGUGUGCAUCUGUUUCUAUUUCUUUUAUCGUGUUUACCCGAAUGUCUACAACAGGUGUUGUGUGACGCAAACAUGGCCCAAUGAAACGUUACGUUUACUUCUAUUGCCCAUCAUUCAGUUCCGUAUGGCCAAAGUGGAUCUAAUUCUCUUGGUUAUCAUCAUGCCGAGUUUUUUACGGACGUUAAUUCUUUUUAUUCUAUUCGUUGGGUUCGCGUCCAUCGAUGGUCACAGCUACGACGAAGCCCGUUCAGUCUCACUGAUUAACCGAAUUGACCGUUACCAUCGUAGUAUAGGGAACGAGCUUCCCAAUGACCAGAAUCGCCUGGACGAUCACGGACACAUCGGUAACGACGGUGAGGAUUUCACUGCCAAUGCUCCUUUUACCAAUGAAUGGGUAGUUGAAAUCCAAGGAGGCGCAGAAGCAGCGGCAAGACUCGCAGAAGAAAUGGGUUUCGAAAUACAUGGCGAGGUGCCGAAUUUUCGUGAUUUCUACCGGCUACACAAAUCGGAUCACCCAAGACGACAACGAGCUCACGCGUCUCAUUUGUCCCGCCAACUUACGGAUGACGUUCGCGUCUUGUGGGCCGAGCAGCAAUUCGCAAAGAGAAGACAAAAACGUGGUUACCUUCCUGACUAUCCUCCUUUCGAAACUGAAGAAUCCACGACAUCCGAAGAUCAUCGUCCGCUUAUUCGUGUCAAACGAGAAUCCUCCGAAAGUGAUGAUGUACCAUUAAUCCGCAAAAAGCGUUCUGAUAUGGAAAUGCCAGCAAAAUCACGUCGUCUUUUUAAUGACGAACUAUGGGAUCAUCAAUGGUACAUGCACGAUACGAGAACUAAAGCUGCACUACCUCGAUUAGACCUGAAUGUUCUGCCCGUCUACAAUAUGGGUUACACUGGCCGCGGAGUCACCGUCCUCGUCCUAGACGAUGGUAUAGAAAGCAGCCACACUGACAUUCGCAAUAAUUACAAUGCUAAAAUCAGCUACGAUAUGAACGAUGAUGAUCCAGAUCCUACACCACGCUAUGGGAAAGGUGCAGUUAACAGUCACGGAACGAGAUGCGCCGGUGAAAUCGCCAUGGAGGCCAAUAACAAAAAAUGUGGCGUCGGAGUGGCUUUUAACGUCAGCGUCGGUGGUGUUCGCAUGUUGGAUGGCGCUGUCAGCGAUCGAGUAGAAGCCUCUUCUCUUUUGUACGCUCUCGAAAUGGUUGACAUUUACAGCGCAUCAUGGGGACCAAGUGAUGAUGGUAAAACCGUUGAAGGUCCAGGCCGCCUUGUCCGUCAAGCUUUACUUCGAGGAGUAACGGAGGGGAGAAAGGGCAAAGGAGCAAUUUAUAUUUGGGCUGCUGGAAACGGUGGCCGAGUGCAAGAUAAUUGCAAUUGCGACGGCUAUGUUUCUUCCAUCUACACUUUGUCGAUUGGGAGUGUUUCAGAACAAGGUGAUUUCCCCUGGUACGGAGAACAAUGCGCAUCGACAAUGGCAGUCACCUACUCCAGCGGUGCCUACACCGACCAGAAAAUAGCUACCAUCGAUCUGAACGACACGUGUACCAUGGAUCACACCGGGACAUCGGCUGCCGCCCCACUAGCGUCCGGAAUCGUAGCUUUAGCGUUGGAGGCCAACCCCAAUUUGACUUGGAGAGAUGUCCAGCAUUUGGUAGCGUGGACCAGCGAGUACAAACCACUGGAGGAUAAUAUUGAAUGGCAAGAAAAUGCUGCUGGUAUGCGUUUCAAUUCGCGAUUCGGGUUUGGAAUGAUGAACGCAGCAAAAUACGUUCUGGCUGCAAUCAAUUGGACUAUUGUUCCAGCCAAAGCAAUUUGCACCACGCCUUCUGAUAGCAAUUUACCUGUGCUGUUUACCAACCGAGAAUGGGGGACUGUCACAUUUGCGAGCGACGGAUGUGCUGGCACUCUGAAUGAGGUCAACUUCUUGGAACAUGUGGAAGUAAUCGUCAACAUUGAAUAUCCAGUACGAGGUCAACUUGAAAUCGAUUUGAUCUCACCUUCAGGCACUCGCACGCAAGUGUUAAAGCCUCGUUCCAAGGAUCAAUCAAAACUUGGCUUCGUGAAUUGGCCGUUUAUGUCGGUGCACACGUGGGGAGAGAACGCGAAAGGUCAAUGGAAAUUAAUCGCAACUGAUGUGUCGAGCCAAAAGCCGAGCCUUUUGUCCGGACGCAUCGUUAACGCCGCGUUAGUCCUGCACGGCACUUCCGCCAUGCCCGACUACCGGAAGAACGGCGCUAGGAUUUAUGACGACGCAUUCAGCCAGCUUUCUUCUCGCUAGCACGAGGCAGCAAUAAAUAACAAAAUAGAUGACGACGACCAUAGGCUCGACAUCAGCCAACUGCGUUCCGAAAAUCCUAACCUUUCGUGGAAAGAUUUGAUUGGAGUGAAACUCGCUCGUCAUUCAUCAGCUGACGACAAUUAAUGAUUUACACAAGCGUAUGCAAUUUUUUUCAUUUCAAAUUUGUAUUGGUUUCCCUUUCUGUUCUAAUCAUCGUGGCAAACAUUAGCUUUCAACCAGAGUGGGGCGUGGACGACGUUGGACUGGCCCAGUUUUGAACCAUUAAUUUUUGUUACAGGUUCCCAAACAAUGAAUAAAUAGGAGUUUACGUACAUCGAAUCACGUUAAAAAAAAAAUCUAACAGAAACAACAAAAAAAAGAGAGAUUUAUGAGAAC
Messenger RNA from Daphnia carinata, 2759 nucleotides. Its product is annotated as neuroendocrine convertase 1-like. The transcript is spliced from 13 exons. Lineage: Eukaryota; Metazoa; Arthropoda; Branchiopoda; Diplostraca; Daphniidae. The record is from RefSeq and is a predicted model, not a curated record. Gene Ontology annotation, biological process: protein processing. Gene Ontology annotation, cellular component: Golgi membrane; trans-Golgi network. The coding region runs from base 207 to 2363 and encodes 718 amino acids. Gene Ontology annotation, molecular function: serine-type endopeptidase activity.